AUGCCCGCUGAUCAGAAAAAAGAAAAGAUCGCGGAGGAUCGCGCGCUUCUGAAUGAGCAGGUAAACCCCGGAGUACGUGGAUUCUAGCAAGAUUCUGUUCAGAAUAAGGAGUACGCGGAAAGUCUCGCAAAAGAUUUGGCGAAGAAGGAAGAGAAAGAGCGAGUGAGAGUGGAGACGGAGAAGAGAGAGCAAAGAAAAAGGACAAUCCACGAGUACAGGGAGAAUCUCAAAGACGUCGUGUUCAGUGGAUCGCACCGAGUGAUGGUCCGUUACCCGAACGGCGCACGGGCGGUGCUCGGCUUCUCGCCGUCCGACCGCGUCGAGCGUCUCUUCGACGCCAUCUUCUCGAAUCCAGCGUGUCCGGAUUACUUCUCGGUGCGAAGUGUCUACCCGAGAGCCCAAAUUCUGUGCUUCCCCGGAUGGUAUCGCGAAGUGUUCAACGCGGAGGUCGACGAGGAAAGUCGUGUUCCGAAGGAGAACGGCAUCGAGAUGAAGUCGUUCGAGGAGUCGAUAAUCGCCAACAACUCGAUUCUUUUCAUAAACACGAUACACUAG
This is a messenger RNA of Caenorhabditis sp. 36 PRJEB53466, 555 nucleotides long. The record is from the annotation of a GenBank genome assembly. NCBI's taxonomy places the organism in Eukaryota, Metazoa, Nematoda, Chromadorea, Rhabditida, Rhabditidae.